GUCCACCAAAAUUAUCAUGACGACGUUGAAAGCGCUUCUUAACGUCACGAAGCAGUACGGCACGGAAGCAUACGAGAGCCAGAUCCCUCGGGCACUCGAUUGGUUCCCUAUCUACAGUGAGAACGCGCUGAGUGCCAAAGUGCUGCAGGGUGGAGCCUACCUGAAAUCCCAAACCGUCCUCCCGAUGUACUCCGAUGUCGGCGAAGCCCUAUCACC
Molecule: messenger RNA, 216 nt
Organism: Symbiodinium pilosum
Lineage: Eukaryota; Dinophyceae; Suessiales; Symbiodiniaceae
Source: the annotation of a GenBank genome assembly